CGGCCCUUCCCUCCAAUGAGCGUCGCCGUGACGUCACCGGCCGAAGCGGCGGGGAGUCGCCCUGCGCGGGAGGGGCGUCCCGGGCCCCCUCGGCGGAGGCUCCUCGGGGCAGCCAUGGAGGUGGUGGCGGCGAAGGUGCUGUGCCUGCUGGGCACGCUGGCGCUGAUGCUGGCCGGCGCCCUGUUGCCGGUGAAGGUGCUGGAGGCGGACCCCGAGCGGGCUCAGCGCUCCCGGCGGGCCCUCGGCCUCUGCAACGCGCUGGGCGGCGGCGUCUUCCUGGCCACCUGCUUCAACGCGCUGCUCCCGGCCGUGCGCGAGAAGCUCCAGGAGGUUUUGAAACUUGGGAAUGUGACCACGGAUUACCCUCUGGCAGAGACCAUCAUGAUGCUGGGCUUUUUCAUGACUGUGUUUGUGGAGCAGCUGGUCUUGACCUUCCGGAAGGAGAAGCCGUCCUUCAUUGACCUGGAGACCUUCAAUGCCGGCUCAGAUGUGGGCAGCGACUCCGAGUACGAGAGCCCCUUCAUCGAGCCUUCCUGGGGGCACAGCCACCGGGCCGACCGUGGCCGCCACAGCCAUGGGCUGGCCAUCUACGAGCUCUCACGUUCCAGCCCCCUGCGGCUCUUCAGCCUGGUCUUUGCCUUGUCUGCCCACUCCAUUUUUGAAGGCCUGGCCCUAGGCCUGCAGGAGGAGGGCGACAGAGUCAUGAGCCUCUUCCUGGGGGUGGCCAUCCACGAGACUCUCGUGGCUGUGGCCCUGGGGAUCAACAUGGCCAAAACCGGGCUGAAGAUCAAGGAGGCGUCCAAGCUGGCUGCUGCUGUCAGCUUGAUGAUCCCCCUGGGCAUCGGCAUUGGCAUGGGCAUCGAGAGCGCCCAGAACGUGGCCAGCAGUGUAGCCUCAGUCAUCCUGCAAGGAAUUGCCGGGGGUACCUUCCUCUUCGUCACUUUCUUUGAGAUCCUGGCCAAGGAGCUGGAGGACAAGAAUGACCGGUUGCUCAAAGUCCUCUUCCUGCUUCUGGGUUAUGCGGCCCUGGCUGGGCUUGUGUUCUUCAAGUGGUGAGGGGCCUCCAUUUGUUGUCCCAGGGAUGGGUCGGGACCCUCCUACGCAUGGCCGGAGGAGAGCCAGGCAGGAGAGGACGGGUGACAGUGACAGUGACAGUGUGCUGGGCUUUUCCCCAUAUCCGUGGGGGCAGGGGGUGGAAGACCUGGGAAGACUGUGUCCAUUUCAGCCGGGGGUUUUGCCCAAGACAUUGAAGACAACCUGGCACGGCACUUGAGGGAUCCACUUUGCCCUCAGGCAGGCACAAGGGGUGAAUUGGGGGGAGGCUCUGCCCUCUAACUGAAGGAUAGGGCAGGUUUCCUAACACCUCCCCCUCCCCACUUCUCCCCCUCUUCUCUUGGGAAAAUAUUUGUCUUAGCCUGGCACUGCCGGUUCAUUUCCUGAAAGUUGGUCUCCUCCCACCAGGAGAUUAUUUGACACCUGGUGUUGUCACGGCUUCAGCUACCUGCUGGGGAUUUUCUUGUGUUUUUGGUUUGGACCAACCCUUGGAAUUCGGAAAUGGGCUGAGAGUCUGGCUGCCCACAAGGCCCAAUGUCAUCCCCAGCUUCCUCAGUUUCUCCAAGCAGAGGUCCUGCCCUUCAGAACCGCGAGGGUUUUCGCUCUUCCAGCGGGGGCGGGGCUUGCUCUGGGGUGGCCCGGGGCCAAUUGUCUACUUCAGGAUACUUUUUUUUUUAUCCAACUUGAAGCUCCUUGUUUGAUUCUGUGUAUGAGUGUGAGAGAGGGCCAGAUUUGAACAACGUCAUUGAGGAACAAAGAUUUCCAGGUGUAUCUAGGCAUUUUUGGGGUCCUCGGAAUGUGGCAGGGCUGAAAUACUUGCUGGCUCCCCAUGUCUGUCUGCAGCAGAGGCCACAAGAACUGCCUGCCUGGAUGGGUCCGUCUCCUUCGCAGGCAGACAGCAGAGACCAGGUGGGUCCCCUCUGGCGACCUCACGGUUGCAGCUUCUGCUGGCAGAGUGUUGGCCCUGUCGCUGGACUGUCUUGUUGGCUUCUUUGCCAAGCUGUCAGUCCAGGCCCUCCAUCAGGGCAAGGCAAAGCUGGUGCCUGGCCUGCCUCUCCUGCUUCUGUAGCGAAGAGACUGCCGAUGCCUGCUGGGGCUCUAGCUCAGGGACCACCCCAGCCAUUGUCACUCCAAGGACAGGCCUUCCUCCCUUUGGGCUCUGGAGAACGGAUCUCUCCUCCUCUAAGCCUCAGGCAAAGCAGAGCUGGACUUCCUGCCCCACUGGGGGGGGCGGGGGGUGCAGGCUGUUAGAACCAGGAAGCUGUAUGGGGGGGAGGCGGCGAUGGAGGGCCACGCACCACACUCCUGCUGAUCAUUUGGCUAAGGGGAUGUGGUUAGGGGAGUCGCCUCUUCUUUUCUCCCCCUUGGCUACAGCUGGGACCCAAAAUAGCACCCCUGGCUGGCUGGGUACAAGUGGGCAUCUUCCUCCCCAAUUGUGGCAUCAGCCUGGAUGCUGGCAAGGCUUCCUGAGGCCUCAAAGCUGGCGGGAAGAAGUGGUCUGCUUGUGGGCUUGUGUGUGCGCGUGCAUUAUUUAUUGCAUUCUUGCUCUGGGAUAGGAUCACACCCAUCUGGUUGGGUGGUUUUGUUACACUUACGUUAAUCUCCAUUGUGCUAAAAUAGUCAGUCUUUGCAGGCUGAAAUAAACCUCCUUUAUUGUC
Pantherophis guttatus is the source of this 2711-nucleotide messenger RNA. RefSeq names its product solute carrier family 39 member 3 (gene SLC39A3). The record is from RefSeq and is a predicted model, not a curated record. Gene Ontology annotation, cellular component: plasma membrane. Gene Ontology annotation, molecular function: zinc ion transmembrane transporter activity. NCBI's taxonomy places the organism in Eukaryota, Metazoa, Chordata, Lepidosauria, Squamata, Colubridae. Gene Ontology annotation, biological process: zinc ion transmembrane transport.